AUGUGCGACAAGGUUGUGAGACUACUGGAUGAUGUUAAAGAUACCACCUUCAAGAACGCAGCACCAGAGCUCACUCACCUUUACAGUACCCUUCAACAGUUUCCUGGUGGCGUGGAGGCGUUAUUAGACGCUCUUAGUGACGCCGUACGCCGACUGGGACGUCUUAUCGCAUUCAAUAGCAAGAGUUCAUCAUCUCUAACACCGCAGAUGUUGAACCUGCAUGACCACUUGAAGAUGAUUUCUGAGAGUUCCUUAAAGAGUGACAAGCGUGCUACGAUGGCAAUCGCGAGGGCCAUGGAGGACAUAAUGGACGUCGACCGAAGCUGGCCUCGAUACCUUUAUGAUUUCGUCGAGCACAUCAUAGUCGACGAUAAUCGCGAGAUGAGGCCAGUUACUCGCGAAGUUCUAGCGAAAGCGAUGUCCCUUUUUCGUCGACUGCCGAGCAAGCGGGCAUUCCAGAUACUGUACAAAGAUCGAUUGUCCAAGAGGCUGCUGGAUAGCUUCAGAACUCCAGGGGAAGCCGAGAAAGUAAUGAUUGAUUUGUUAAAAAAUGAAUGCGGUGAAAUAUACACGAGAGCUCUGCAACAGAUGCUGCACGACAUCGAAGCCUCUGACGAACUCAUGGAGGAGUUCAAGGCUUUUCGACCAGACUCCCACGGAGUUCAGCUGAAGGUGACCAUGUUAACGAGCGGUUUGUGGCCCGUGGACACCUACAUGCAGAAAACCGUGUUACCACUCGCUGCGCUAAGUGCGUUAAAUGCGUACCAAAAAUUUUACUUGGAUAAAUACAAGGGCCGGCGUUUUAACCUCCUGACAAACUUCGGCAGGGCAGAACUGAGUGCCAUCUUCUAUGCCCAGGGGGAUACGGAGCCAUCAACGUCAAGAGGCACCGCCUCAUUCAAGUGUUACAUAAUAAGUGUAACUACUUUGCAAAUGUCUGUACUCUUACUAUUCAACAACAUUGACAAAUUGUCGUACGAAGCGAUCGCUUCUGCGACCAAUAUACCCGGAGAAAGCCUGAUCGACACGUUGCAGUGUCUUUGCACGUGCAGUGGCCCUGAGCCCGUUCUCAUCAAGACGCCCGCCUCCCAAGAGAAUUACAAAGACUCCAUUUUCUCCGUGAAUGACGGCUUCAAACAUGAUUCUAAAAAAGUCCAUAUUUCCGAAAGCUUUGCCGCAACUCAAGAGGAGAAAGAGAUCCGAUCACCUACAACUGACGGAGACCACAGGUAUCAAGUAGAUGCGGUGAUUGUAAGAACGAUGAAGACGAACAAGAUAAUGACAUAUGGCUGCCUCUUCAUAGUGGUGAAAGACUUAUUACGUGAAUGCUACCUUCUAAGUGCAGCGCCAUUCAAACAGAGCCUAGAUGCCCUUGUGGAGCGAUGCUACCUAGAGAAGGCACAAGACGCCUCCGAUACGUACUAUUACGUUCCUUAA
Rhipicephalus sanguineus (brown dog tick) is the source of this 1437-nucleotide messenger RNA. RefSeq names its product cullin-3-like. Gene Ontology annotation, molecular function: ubiquitin protein ligase binding. Bases 1 to 1437 code for a protein of 478 amino acids. Gene Ontology annotation, cellular component: cullin-RING ubiquitin ligase complex. The record is from RefSeq and is a predicted model, not a curated record. Gene Ontology annotation, biological process: protein ubiquitination; ubiquitin-dependent protein catabolic process. NCBI's taxonomy places the organism in Eukaryota, Metazoa, Arthropoda, Arachnida, Ixodida, Ixodidae. The transcript has a single exon.